UUUAUAUUUUCAAAAUCAUUUUUAUUGUAGUAUUAGCAGUUUUCUGGUCUUGUAUUGAAGUAUAAUAUAUUUUUAAACUAUGAUUUUAUACUUUUUAUUAUUUUAUUUACUCAAUGAGUCUGUGGCUUCAAGUUGUUCAAACCAAUCAACAAGUUCUAAUUUUUCUAAACAAGUAAUGUGCUAUUUCAAAGGACAUAUGGAUGAAUCUGAUAUUACUUUACUUGAUCUAGAUCCCAAAAAAAUACCAAGUGAAUGUGAAGUAAUAAUUUAUACACGAUUUCAAAUCAACGAAUUGUCUCGAUUAGAUGUAGAUGAAGAACUCCUCAAAAAUGUGACAGAUACAAAUAAACCCGUAAUCGUAAGACUUUUUCGAACAAAUUGGUAUGAUGAUUGGUCUACAGUAUUGAGUUCUAACGGUAAUUCUAAAGAUGCCAAGAUCUUAUGUGAUUUUGCAAAAAAAAAUAAAAUUAAAGGUUAUCUCAUAAAAUCGAUUGCUCCACAAGAAACUUCAGUAUGUAUUCUACGUGUUAUUAUUAAUUAGGGACAUCCAAACAUUUUCGGCUGUGAUCUACUAAUUUUUGUGUUUGUAGCCUAAAACUAAUUCUAACACGAUUGAUUUUAAAAUCAUUUGCGAUCGACCGGUUGAUCGUAAUCGACUGUUUGGCCACCUCUGUUAUAAAACAACCAUCAUAUAAAUAUAGUAUUAUUUGUUGUUACACUUAAGAUUGAAUUAAUUAAAAGGUAGUAUAACGAAUAUUUAUUUCAAACUCGUUACAUUGACAUAAAUUUCACACUAACUGUGUAUAGACAAAUAGAUCACAGAAACACAGAAAAUAAACGAAUAUUUUAUUUAUUUUGUUUAGCUGUCGAGUUUUGAAUAGCAAAGUAAUUACUGGAGUAUAGCAGUCAUAUUUUUUUUUUUUUUUAGAUGAUAAUUUUACUAAAAUUGUCUU
Melanaphis sacchari is the source of this 953-nucleotide messenger RNA. RefSeq lists its product as uncharacterized. The record is from RefSeq and is a predicted model, not a curated record. Bases 80 to 541 code for a protein of 153 amino acids. The transcript is spliced from 3 exons. Lineage: Eukaryota; Metazoa; Arthropoda; Insecta; Hemiptera; Aphididae.